CCCGCCCAUCUCCGGUCUUUCUUUGCGGUUUUUCUUUUCUGUCUUUGGUGGUUGAGUAUCUUGAUAUUUGACGUAGCCAUGGUUCUCGCCUAUCCAGCCGGUGCUGUGACCUUGUCGCUCCUCGUGAUAGGAGGCUAUAUGCUCUUUCACGGGGACGGUGAACAAUUCAAUGUUGGUCAAUUCCUGGAGUCCGUCUCCCCAUACGCUUGGGCAAAUAUCGGUAUUGCAAUGUGCAUUGGCUUGUCGGUCGUUGGAGCAGCAUGGGGUAUCUUCCUAACGGGCUCUUCGAUUGUCGGCGGAGGUGUCAAGGCACCCAGAAUACGAACAAAGAACUUGAUUUCCAUUAUUUUCUGUGAAGUCGUGGCUAUUUACGGUGUCAUAAUGGCAAUUGUUUUCUCCGCGAAGCUCAACCUCGUGACCGGCGACGAGAUUUACUCCGGCAGCAGUUACUACACUGGAUUUGCGCUCUUCUGGGGAGGAAUUACUGUCGGCGCAUGCAACUUGAUUUGCGGUAUCUCCGUUGGUAUCAACGGAAGUGGUGCAGCUUUGGCUGAUGCUGCUGAUCCGAGCUUAUUCGUUAAGAUUCUUGUCAUUGAGAUUUUCAGUUCCGUCCUUGGUCUUUUCGGUCUGAUUAUCGGGCUUUUGGUUGCAGGAAAGGCGAACGAUUUCGGAGUUGUUUAAAGUCCGAAUCUUUCACGACAACUUAUCUUCAGGAAAGGACGAUGUGAGCAGUGCCUGGGGGUGCUUGUAUGACUUCUUUUUUUCUCAUCUGUUUGUUUUUAUUAUAUACAGCAUUGAGGCGUAUGGAUCCGAUCUGACUGUAGAACUUUCUGGGUAUGCGAAGUGCAUUAUUGAUGAUCCCGCUGGUUUGCCGUGAUGAUGUCUGAAGUCGAUGUACAGUAACGGACCGGGAAUGAAAUUGCAAAACAUAUUUAAUUCAGAUUGUAUCUCUUGUAUGAGUAUGACAAGCGUGUAAAUCCCCUAGGUUGGAUGGGUCGAGUAACUAGCACAUGCCGCAUACAUAAAGAAAGGAGAAGCUCGGAGCUGCGGCCAC
Messenger RNA from Aspergillus wentii DTO 134E9, 1054 nucleotides. Its product is annotated as H(+)-transporting V0 sector ATPase subunit c''. The transcript has 5 exons. Gene Ontology annotation, biological process: proton transmembrane transport. The coding region runs from base 79 to 681 and encodes 200 amino acids. Lineage: Eukaryota; Fungi; Ascomycota; Eurotiomycetes; Eurotiales; Aspergillaceae. Gene Ontology annotation, molecular function: proton-transporting ATPase activity, rotational mechanism. Gene Ontology annotation, cellular component: proton-transporting V-type ATPase, V0 domain. The record is from RefSeq and is a predicted model, not a curated record.